AUGAGAGUAUUCAGAGGUGCAGAGGUCAAUGGUCUGAUUACCACGACUUCAAGGAAAUUGGAUCGAGAGCAGCAGGCAGAACAUUUUCUGGAGGUGACAGUGACGGAUGGCGGAUCUUCUCCCAAACAGUCAACCAUUUGGGUGGUGGUUCAGGUUCUGGAUGAGAACGACAACAAGCCACAGUUCCCUGAGAAGGUCUACCAGAUCAAGCUUCCAGAACGUGACCGCAAGAAGAGGGGCGAACCCAUUUACAGGGCUUUUGCAUUUGACCGAGAUGAAGGCCCCAAUGCAGAAAUCUCCUAUAGUAUUGUGGAUGGGAAUGAUGACGGGAAGUUUUUCAUUGACCCUAAAACUGGCAUGGUCUCUUCCAGAAAGCAAUUCACAGCAGGAAGUUAUGACAUCCUAACGAUCAAGGCCGUGGACAAUGGCCGCCCACAGAAAUCCUCCACUGCCCGCCUCCACAUCGAAUGGAUUAAGAAGCCCCCGCCUUCACCUGUACCAUUGACAUUCGAUGAACCAUUUUACAACUUCACCGUCAUGGAGAGUGACAAAGUCACGGAGAUUGUAGGGGUGGUGUCCGUGCAGCCAGCUAACACCCCUCUGUGGUUUGACAUCGUCGGGGGGAAUUUUGACAGCUCUUUUGAUGCAGAGAAGGGUGUUGGAACAAUUGUCAUUGCAAAGCCUUUGGACGCAGAGCAAAGGUCAGUCUACAACAUGAGCGUGGAGGUCACCGAUGGAACAAAUGUUGCUGUCACUCAGGUAUUUAUCAAAGUGCUAGAUAACAAUGAUAAUGGCCCAGAAUUCUCCCAGCCACAUUAUGAGGUGACAAUUUCUGAGGAUGUGCUUCCUGAUACGGAGAUACUGCAGAUCGAGGCCACAGACAGAGAUGAGAAGCACAGGCUGAGCUACACCAUCCACAGCAGCAUCGACGCCGUCAGCAUGAGGAAGUUCCGGAUGGACCCCAGUACAGGCGUGCUCUACACUGCCGAAAGGCUGGACCAUGAGGCCCAGGACAAGCACAUCCUCAACAUAAUGGUCAGAGAUCAGGAAUUUCCUUACCGAAGAAACUUGGCCCGGGUCAUUGUGAACGUGGAGGAUGCUAACGAUCACAGCCCUUAUUUUACCAAUCCACUGUAUGAAGCAUCAGUGUUCGAAUCAGCUGCUCUGGGAUCAGUUGUUCUGCAAGUGACAGCUCUGGACAAAGACAAGGGGGAAAAUGCAGAGCUCAUAUAUUCCAUUGAAGCAGGGAACACGGGGAACACAUUUAAGAUUGAACCAGUCCUGGGCAUCAUUACCAUUUCCAAAGAGCCAGACAUGAUGGCCAUGGGUCAGUUUGUCCUGUCCGUUAAAGUCACCGAUCAAGGCUCUCCACCAAUGUCUGCCACUGCAAUUGUACGCAUCUCCAUCAGCAUGUCUGAUAACUCCCACCCCAAGUUCACUCACAAAGACUACCAAGCUGAAGUCAAUGAAAAUGUGGAUAUUGGAACAUCUGUCAUCCUGAUUUCAGCCAUCAGCCAGUCGACCCUCAUCUACGAAGUCAAAGAUGGAAACAUCAAUGGAGUCUUUACCAUAAAUCCGUAUUCUGGAGUCAUCACCACUAGGAGAGCCCUGGACUAUGAACACACCUCUUCCUAUCAGCUCAUCAUUCAGGCCACUAACAUGGCAGGCAUGGCUUCCAAUGCCACCGUCAGUGUGCAGAUUGUUGAUGAAAAUGAUAACCCCCCAGUGUUUCUCUUCUCUCAGUACUCAGGCAGACUGAGUGAGGCUGCCCCCAUCAACAGCAUUGUCAGGAGCCUAGACAACAGCCCACUGGUGAUCCGAGCCACCGAUGCUGACAGCAACCAAAAUGCACUUCUGGUGUAUCAGAUUGUGGAGUCAACUGCCAAGAAGUUCUUCACGGUGGACUCUAGCACAGGAGCCAUCAGAACAAUCGCCAACCUGGACCAUGAAGUUAUCGCGCACUUCCACUUCCAUGUACAUGUGAGAGACAGUGGGAGCCCACAGCUAACUGCAGAGAGUCCGGUUGAAGUCAACAUUGAGGUAACAGAUGUGAAUGAUAAUCCACCCGUGUUCACUCAGGCUGUGUUUGAAACUGUCUUACUUCUCCCCACCUAUGUUGGUGUGGAGGUUCUGAAGGUGAGCGCCACAGACCCUGACUCUGAGGUACCCCCUGAACUGACAUACAGUCUCAUGGAAGGGAGUGUGGAUCAUUUUCUAAUGGAUCCAAAUACUGGAGUGCUCACCAUAAAAAAUAAUAAUCUUUCCAAAGAUCACUACAUGCUGAUAGUCAGAGUAUCUGAUGGGAAGUUCUACAGCACUGCCAUGGUCACCGUCAUGGUUAAAGAAGCCAUGGACAGUGGCCUCCACUUCACACAAAGCUUUUAUUCCACCUCCAUCUCAGAAAACAGCACAAACAUAACCAAAGUUGCUAUUGUCAAUGCAGUUGGAAACCGCCUUAACGAGCCCUUAAAAUACAGCAUCUUAAACCCAGGAAAUAAAUUCAAGAUAAAAUCUACCUCAGGAGUCAUUCAGACCACAGGAGUACCUUUUGACCGCGAAGAACAGGAGUUAUAUGAGUUGGUGGUGGAAGCCAGUCGUGAGUUAGACCAUAUGCGCGUGGCGAGGGUGGUAGUCAGGGUUAACGUUGAGGAUGUAAAUGAUAACGCUCCUGUCUUUGUGGGCCUCCCAUACUAUGCUGCUGUACAAGUUGAUGCUGAACCAGGGACUCUGAUAUACCGGGUAACAGCCAUCGACAAAGAUAAAGGUGCCAAUGGAGAAGUGACCUAUGUCUUGCAGGAUGACUAUGGUCACUUUGAAAUUAACCCUAAUUCAGGGAAUGUGAUUUUAAAAGAAGCAUUCAACUCAGAUCUCUCCAACAUUGACUAUGGAGUCACCAUUCUCGCCAAGGAUGGUGGCAAUCCAUCUCUGUCCACAUUUGUGGAACUUCCCAUCACCAUUGUUAACAAAGCAAUGCCUGUGUUUGAUAAACCCUUUUAUACAGCAUCAAUCAAUGAGGAUAUCACAAUGAACACUCCCAUUCUCAGUAUCAACGCCACCAGCCCAGAAGGCCAGGGCAUCAUAUACCUCAUCAUUGAUGGAGAUCCCUUCCAACAAUUUAACAUUGACUUUGACACUGGGGUCCUAAAAGUCAUUAGUCCUUUGGAUUAUGAAGUCACGUCAGUUUACAAGUUGACGGUGAGAGCUAGUGAUGCUCUUACAGGUGCCAGGGCUGAAGUCACUGUGGACCUGCUAGUAGAUGACAUCAAUGACAACCCUCCUGUUUUUGAUCAGCCCACUUACAACACAACACUCUCUGAAUCAUCUCUUAUUGGAACACCUGUUCUUCAACUUGUCUCAACUGAUGCAGACUCAGGAAACAACAAGAUGGUACAUUAUCAGAUUGUCCAGGAUACUUACAAUAGCACAGAUUACUUUCACAUAGAUAGCUCAAGUGGCUUAAUCCUGACAGCGAGGAUGCUAGACCAUGAGUUGGUGCAACACUGUACCUUGAAAGUCACAGCAACUGAUCAUGGUUUUCCAUCCCUGAGCAGUGAAGUCCUGGUUCAGAUCUACAUUUCUGAUGUUAAUGACAACCCCCCAGUUUUUAAUCAGCUUAUUUAUGAAUCUUAUGUGAGUGAACUAGCCCCCCGGGGUCAUUUUGUAACUUGCGUGCAAGCCUCAGAUGCAGACAGCUCUGACUUUGACCGGUUGGAAUACAGCAUCUUAUCUGGGAAUGAUCGAACCAGCUUUCUGAUGGACAGCAAGAGUGGAGUUCUCACGCUCUCUAGCCACCGGAAGCAGCGUAUGGAGCCUCUGUACAGCCUCAAUGUGUCUGUGUCUGAUGGACUGUUUACCAGCACUGCCCAGGUUCACAUCAGGGUCCUUGGGGCUAAUUUGUAUAGCCCUGCCUUUUCACAAAGCACAUACGUAGCUGAGGUGAGAGAGAAUGCAGCCUCCGGGACAAAGGUCAUUCAUGUCCGAGCCACAGAUGGGGACCCAGGAACAUAUGGUCAGGUUAGCUAUUCCAUCAUCAAUGACUUUGCCAAGGAUCGGUUCCUCAUAGACAGCAAUGGGCAGAUCAUCACAACAGAAAGACUAGACCGUGAAAACCCUUUGGAAGGAGAUAUUAGUAUUUAUCUGAGAGCUUUGGAUGGAGGUGGGAGGACCACAUUCUGCACUGUUCGGGUGAUUGUGGUAGAUGAAAAUGACAACGCCCCACAGUUUCUUACAGUGGAAUAUAGGGCCAGCGUCAGGGCUGAUGUCGGAAGGGGCCACUUGGUCACUCAGGUCCAAGCUUUGGAUCCAGAUGAUGGAGUGAAUUCGAGGAUUACAUAUUCCCUCUAUAGUGAGGCUUCAGUGUCAGUGGCUGACCUCUUGGAAAUCGAUCCUGAUAACGGCUGGAUGGUGACCAAAGGCAAUUUUAACCAACUCAGAAACACAGUGCUGUCCUUCUUUGUGAAGGCAGUAGAUGGUGGCAUCCCAGUCAGACACUCCCUCAUUCCAGUCUACAUCCACGUCCUGCCCCCUGAAACAUUUCUGCCUUCGUUCACCCAGUCACAGUACUCCUUUACCAUUGCAGAAGACACAUCCAUUGGAAGCACAGUAGACACCUUGAGGAUUCUGCCCAAUCAAAGUGUCCGGUUCAGCACAGUUAAUGGGGAACGGCCAGAGAAUAACAAAGAGGGUGUCUUCAUCAUAGAACAAGACACAGGUGCCAUCAAGCUCGACAAACGCCUUGACCAUGAAGCCAGUCCAGCUUUCCACUUUAAAGUAGCAGCUACUAUACCCUUGGACAAAGUGGACAUUGUAUUCACUGUGGAUGUAGAUGUCAAGGUAUUGGAUCUGAAUGACAACAAACCAGUCUUUGAAACCUCGAGCUAUGAGACGAUCAUAAUGGAGGGGAUGCCUGUUGGCACCAAGCUUGCCCAGGUGAGAGCCGUCGACAUGGACUGGGGAGCCAAUGGGCAGGUCACUUACUCCCUACACUCAGAUUCCCAUCUUGAAAAGGUAACGGAAGCGUUCAAUAUUGACAGCAACACAGGAUGGAUCAGUACAUUGAAGGACCUGGACCAUGAGACAGACCCUGCCUUCUCUUUCUUUGUGGUGGCUUCCGACCUCGGAGAGGCUUUCUCUCUUUCUUCCAUGGCUCUGGUCUCAGUCAAGGUGACAGAUAUAAAUGACAAUGCACCAGUCUUUGCUCAUGAGGUAUACCGAGGAAAUGUGAAGGAGAGCGACCCGCCAGGGGAGGUGGUAGCCGUUCUCAGCACCUUGGACAGAGACACCUCCACCAUCAAUCGCCAAGUGAGCUACCACAUUACAGGAGGGAACCCCCGAGGACGGUUUGCCCUGGGCAUGGUGCAGAGUGAGUGGAAGGUCUAUGUGAAGAGGCCUCUGGACCGAGAGGAACAAGACAUUUACUUCCUCAAUAUCACUGCCUCUGAUGGACUCUUUGUCACACAGGCCACGGUAGAAGUGACUGUCAGUGAUGUAAAUGACAACAGCCCAGUGUGUGAUCAGGUUGCAUAUUCAGCAUCACUUCCUGAAGACAUUCCAUCAAAUAAACUCAUCCUGAAGGUCAGUGCCAAGGAUGCGGACAUUGGCUCCAAUGGAGAUAUACGAUACUCACUCUAUGGACCUGGAAACAAUGAAUUUUUUCUAGAUCCAGAAAGUGGUGAGUUAAAAACCUUGGCUGUGUUGGACCGGGAGAGGGUCCCGGUAUACAACCUGAUUGCUAGAGCUACGGAUGGAGGUGGCCGCUUCUGCAGCUCCAGUGUCCUUCUGCUCCUGGAAGAUGUGAAUGAUAACCCUCCUGUGUUUUCUUCCAACCACUAUACUGCAUGUGUCUAUGAGAACACAGCCACUAAGGCUCUGCUGACCAGAGUGCAAGCCGUGGACCCUGAUGUUGGCAUCAACAGGAAGGUUGUGUACUCCCUGGAGGACUCAGCCAGUGGAGUCUUCUCCAUCGACAGCUCCUCUGGUGUCAUCGUUCUGGAACAGCCUCUAGAUCGAGAGCAGCAGUCAUCCUAUAAUAUCAGUGUGCGGGCUACAGAUGAGAGUCCGGGACAGUCCCUCUCCUCUCUCGCCUCUGUCACCAUCACUGUCCUGGACAUUAAUGACAACCCGCCUGUCUUUGAGAGGAGAGACUACCUGGUAACAGUGCCUGAGGACACGUCCCUUGGCACCCAAAUCCUGUCUGUUUUUGCCACCAGCAAAGAUAUUGGCACAAAUGCUGAGAUCACGUAUCUCAUCCGGUCAGGGAAUGAACAAGGGAAAUUUAGGAUCAACCCAAAAACAGGGGGUAUUUCUGUCUCGGAAGCUCUGGACUAUGAAAUGUGCAGAAGAUUUUACCUCGUGGUGGAAGCUAAGGAUGGAGGCACCCCGGCCCUCAGCACCGCAGCCACCGUCAGCAUUGACCUCACAGAUGUAAAUGAUAACCCUCCUCGGUUCAGCCAAGAUGUCUACAGUGCUGUCAUCAGUGAGGAUGCCUUAGAGGGGGACUCUGUCAUUCUGCUGAUAGCAGAAGAUGUGGAUAGCAAGCCUAAUGGACAGAUUCGAUUUUCCAUCGUGGGUGGAGAUAGGGACAAUGAAUUUGCUGUGGAUCCCAUCUUGGGACUUGUGAAAGUUAAGAAGAAACUGGACCGGGAGCGGGUGUCAGGCUAUUCCCUGCUCAUCCAGGCAGUAGAUAGUGGUAUUCCUGCGAUGUCCUCAACGACAACUGUCAACAUUGAUAUUUCUGAUGUGAAUGACAACAGUCCAGUGUUUACACCUGCCAACUACACUGCUGUGAUCCAGGAAAAUAAGCCAGUGGGUACCAGCAUCUUACAGCUUGUGGUGACAGACAGAGACUCCUUUCACAAUGGGCCUCCCUUUUCCUUCUCUAUUUUGUCUGGAAAUGAAGAUGAAGAGUUCAUGCUGGACUCCCAAGGGAUCCUUCGGUCAGCAGUGGUCUUCCGGCACAUGGAGUCCCCAGAAUACCUUCUGUGCAUCCAGGCAAAAGACUCGGGAAAGCCACAGCAAGUUUCUCACACCUAUAUCCGUGUCCGGGUCAUUGAGGAAAGCACCCACAAACCCACAGCCAUCCCUCUGGAAAUUUUCAUUGUCACCAUGGAGGAUGAUUUCCCUGGUGGGGUCAUUGGAAAGAUCCACGCCACGGAUCAGGACAUGUAUGACGUGCUCACGUUUGCCCUGAAAUCAGAGCAGAAGAGCUUGUUCAAAGUGAACAGUCACGAUGGAAAAAUCAUUGCUCUGGGAGGGCUGGACAGCGGGAAGUACGUCCUGAAUGUGUCUGUGAGUGAUGGCCGCUUCCAAGUGCCCAUCGAUGUCGUUGUGCAUGUGGAGCAACUGGUGCAUGAGAUGCUGCAAAACACCGUCACCAUCCGCUUUGAGAACGUGUCCCCCGAGGACUUCGUUGGGCUGCACAUGCAUGGGUUCCGGCGCAUUCUGCGGAAUGCGGUCCUCACCCAGAAGCAGGACAGCCUGCGCAUCAUCAGCAUCCAGCCCGUGGUGGGCACCAACCAGCUGGACAUGCUGUUUGCUGUGGAGAUGCACAGCAGCGAGUUCUACAAGCCGGCCUACCUGAUCCAGAAGCUGUCCAACGCCAGGAGACACCUGGAGAACGUCAUGCAGAUCGCAGCCAUCCUGGAGAAGAACUGCUCGGGGCUGGACUGUCAGGAGCAGCACUGUGAGCAGGGCUUGUCGCUGGAUUCCCACGCACUCUUGACCUACAGCACAGCUCGCAUCAGCUUCGUAUGCCCACGUUUCUACAGGAAUGUGCGUUGCACUUGUAACGGAGGAGUGUGUCCCGGGUCCAAUGAUCCUUGUGUGGAGAAACCGUGUCCGGAAGACAUGCAAUGUGUCGGUUAUGAGGCCAGCAGGAGACCAUUUCUUUGCCAGUGUCCACCAGGGAAACUCGGAGAGUGCUCAGGGCACACGUCUCUCAGCUUUGCUGGGAACAGCUACAUCAAGUAUCGGCUUUCUGAAAAUAGCAAAGAGGAGGACAUCAAGCUAGCUCUGCGCCUGAGAACCCUGCAAAGCAAUGGGAUCAUAAUGUACGCUCGGGCCAACCCCUGCAUGAUUCUGAAGAUUGUGGAAGGCAAGCUGUGGUUCCAGCUGGACUGUGGCAGCGGCCCUGGGAUCCUGGGCAUUUCCAGCCGCGCUGUUAAUGACGGGAGCUGGCACUCAGUCUUUUUGGAGCUCAACCGCAAUUUCACCAGCCUGGCCCUGGACGACAGCUACGUAGAGCGCCGCAGGGCUCCGCUGUACUUCCAGACCCUAAGCACCGAAAGUGCCAUCUUCUUUGGUGCGCUCGUGCAAGCUGAUAACAUCCGCAGCCUGACGGACACGCGUGUUACACAGGUCCUCGGUGGCUUCCAGGGUUGCCUGGACUCCGUGGUGCUCAAUCACAACGAGCUACCCCUGCAAAACAAGCGUAGCAGCUUCGCGGAGGUCGUGGGUCUGACGGAGCUGAAGCUGGGCUGUGUGCUCUAUCCCGAUGCGUGCCAACGCAGCCCCUGUCUGCACGGGGGCAGCUGCAGCGGUCUGCCCUCUGGCGGCUAUCAGUGUUCCUGUCUCUCGCAGUUCACGGGGACAAACUGUGAAUCAGAGAUCACAGCCUGCUUCCCUAACCCUUGCCGGAAUGGAGGAUCCUGUGACCCCAUAGGAAACACCUUCGUCUGCAGCUGUAAAGUCGGCCUUACAGGUGUCACGUGCGAGGAUGACGUGGACGAGUGUGAGCGAGAAGAGUGUGAGAACGGGGGCUCCUGUGUCAACCUGUUCGGCUCCUUCUUUUGCAACUGCACCCCAGGCUACGUAGGCCAGUACUGCGGCUUGCGCCCCGUGGUUGUGCCCAACAUCCAGGCCGGCCACUCAUACGUGGGAAAGGAGGAACUGAUAGGCAUCGCUGUGGUCCUCUUCGUCAUCUUCACCCUGGUCGUGCUCUUCAUUGUCUUUCGCAAGAAGGUCUUCCGGAAGAACUACUCUCGCAACAACAUCACAUUAGUGCAGGACCCCGCCACAGCCGCUCUGCUUCACAAGAGCAACGGUAUCCCCUUCCGCAGCCUGCGUGCCGGAGACGGGCGCAAUGUGUACCAGGAGGUGGGGCCCCCACAGGUGCCGGUGCGCCCCAUGGCCUACACACCCUGCUUCCAGAGCGACUCCAGGAGCAAUCUGGACAAGGGCCUGGAUGUGCUGGGUGGGGAGCCGCAGGAGAUGAGCACAUUCCAUCCAGAAUCCCCACGCAUCCUGACAGCAAGGCGAGGUGUGGUGGUGUGCAGCGUGGCUCCCAACCUACCAGCUGUGUCACCGUGCCGCUCAGACUGCGACUCCAUCCGGAAGAACGGCUGGGACACAGGAUCUGAAAACAAAGGGGCUGAAGACACGGGAGAAGUGACCUGCUUCACGAACAGUAACAAAGGCAGCAACUCCGAAGUUCAGUCCCUCAGCUCCUUCCAGUCAGAUUCUGGAGAUGACAAUGCAUCCAUAGUGACUGUCAUUCAACUUGUCAACAAUGUAGUUGACUCUAUAGAGAAUGAAGUGUCUGUUAUGGACCAAGGACAGAAUUACAACCGAGCCUAUCACUGGGACACCUCUGAUUGGAUGCCUGGGGCCCGGCUGUCAGAUAUCGAAGAAAUGCCCAACUAUGAGAGCCAAGAUGGUGGGGCAGCUCACCAGGGCAGCACACGAGAGCUGGAGAGUGACUACUACCUAGGUGGAUAUGACAUUGACAGCGAAUACCCACCACCUCAUGAAGAGUUCCUGAGUCAGGAUCAGCUACCCCCGCCACUGCCCGAGGACUUCCCUGAUCAGUAUGAGGCCCUGCCUCCCUCCCAGCCCACCUCCCUCACUGGCACCAUGAGCCCAGACUGCAGGAGAAGGCCCCGGUUUCACCCCAGUCAGUACCUCCCUCCUCACCCACUCCCCGGUGAAAUGGAUUUGGGGGGCCCAUCCUCCAGCUGUGAUUUUAGUACUUUUGCAGUAAACAUGAACCAUGGUACAGAGGUCAUGGCCCCCACAGACAGUGUGUCUCUGCCCUUGCACAAUUCCCGAGGCACCUCAUCCUCAGAUACAUCAGCCCGCUGUGGCUUUGAUGACUCUGAGGUAGCCAUGAGUGACUACGAGAGCGCAGGCGAGCUCAGCCUCACCAACCUUCACAUUCCCUUUGCGGAAACGCAGCACCAGACCCAGGUGUAGGGGACACCCAGAGGUGCUGGGCCCUGACUAUUAAAGCAUGGAAGAAAAUAAGCUGCACUUGUGUUGGAUGGAGAGAAGUCCGUGGAAAUGUGGAUUUUCUAUGAGGAACACCUUCGCAAGUCUUUCUGUCACAAGCAAGCUUGACUCCCAGAGUGACAAGGAGAGGCUCAGAAUUGUUUUGGGGGGAGAGAAGAGUGGACAAUCCUUGUUGUGGGUGUUUGUGGCUUGGAAUGCGAAGGAGAAGAAGUUAGCUUACUAAGCUAAACGGGAGAUCAUGAAUGGCUUUGUGCAUUAUUGUGGCCCAGAAAGUAUGAAACCAGAGUUCCUUACAGUAUUUACCCUGCCACCUUCAGAAGGGCGUCAUUGCAUGUGAUUUGGAACCAAGGAAGUGAGAAUAGUAGAGAUGUGUGUCAGAAAAGUUAGUGUUGUAGAUGAAAGAAAAGUGAGCACCGCUCACGGGGGUGAGCGGAAGCCUUUGAAACCAACGCCGUUAUUUAAAGGAGCUGUCGAAUUUUCAGCUAUAAAAUUAGGUUUGAGGAACAUGCUCAGCGUGCUCAGAUUUUUUUUCCCCUGUUUGUGUUAAGCAUCCAAUAUAAAAUUGUUGGGUUUUGUGAUCUCUGAGAAAGUUACCAAGAAAGAGCAAUAAGAGGCUGUCCAGAGCUUGGUUAAUGUUCAAACGUUAGAAAAACUGUGACGAUCUUGUUUUGUGUUUUCUGUCAAAUAUUCCUGGCCAUAUCUAUGGUUCUAACAUUGCUGCCGAAACUGGGCCCUGUUGGUGUAUUGUUCUCUAGGAUGAGAUGUAUUUGAAAGUCUAAGUAGGAUUCACAAUUCAGAGGAGAGGGUAUGUGAUACGGACAAAGGUUUCAGCCUAGGUAAUCACAAUUCUCCACACCACGGGUGAAAGUUGUGUGUGUUAUUCUAAGCUGGUAAUGAUAUCAUUAUAAAUACUCUUAGGUUUUUAAGAAGAAAGUAAGUAAUGACUAUGUAUGUGUUAAAUUUGUGUGUGUGUGUGUGUGUGUGUGUGUGUGUGUGUGUGUGUGAGUGUGUGUGAGUGCGUGUAUGUGUGUACGCAUGCGUGCCUGUGAGGAGGACCUAGGUAUCACUCUGAGUGUGCACUCGCUACAGCUGCUCUUGAGGAAAGCUGCCCCAAAGGGUUUAGGAUUCAGUGUUGGAAAUCUUGAGGUGGUCAAAGACUGCUCACCUUCGAUUUCUCCUCUCAUUAGUGUUACAGGAACACCAAAUGCCAUAUCUUACUCCGAUUCAGUUAACCUUUUAGUACUGCCAUUUAUAGUAACUUAAAGCAAGUACUGUGAUUUUUUUAAAGACAGUGUUUUAUAAUUUUCAGAACUACCAUCUGAAACUGGGUAACAUUUGAUUACAAGCUGGGGGUUCCCUCCCAUCUAAUUGGUGGGCUUCGGCCGCCAUUUCCCCACAACAGAAUGCUCGUCCCACUAAACAUACAAAAGCCCAACGUCCUAUAGUCAAGGUUAGCAGUGGAGUUGCCUUUCCUCUCUUACUGUGAUCAGCUGCGGCCACCGCCUUUGCAGUGACCAUGGGAAAUGAAUGCAUAUUUGCACAUCUGCCUCGUGAGCAAAUCUCUGUGUGGAUGGCUCCUAGCAACACCAGCAUUGGUGUGAGAAGGGAGCUGUCUGAGAGAAGCCCAAUCAUCUCCUCGACUGUCUCUAAUCCUCUUCCUUCUUUGUAGGACUCCAUCUUUCUGAACAUCUGUCAUUUAAAAAAAAAAUCCCCUUUCAUUCCAAACUUCCUGAGUUAGUAGAUACACUUGUUGGGUCUCUCUGCAUUUCUCUUCCAUUCUCUUGGUUAAACUCUCCGUGGAGGCAUUAUCCACACUGUUGGUUUGAAAUAAAUGAAUUCCACUAAGGCUGCUCCCAAGAAUCAAGUCUUCAGUAUUUUUCUUACGUAAGAAGCACAUUUGCAAGAAUCACAAAGAAAAUGACAAACUAAUGGUCCAGAGUUGAAUCACUGCUGUGCUUUUAAUAACACAACAGCAUAAAACCAUCAAAGUAAAACCAACAAUUCAUUCCUUGCCCCCAGGAAAUAUGAGAUGAGAUUCGUGCCGAUGAGUCACCAGUGCUUAGCCAGCACCUCUUCCAGAGAGAAUGCCUGGCUGACCCCAUAAUGAAGGCAUAAAUAGCGCUAUCUGCAGGCAGUAGUGGAGGCGCUGGAGAAAUCCCUGCCCAAUCCCUUCCUCUGACCUACAUAAAAUAUGUCUUUCUUUAGGACACCUCCCUGCUAAAUUUCAGCAGAAUAGCUCAGCAGGCUUUCCAGAUGAGCACUGAGUCGAUCGGAUUACUUAUCUAUAAAUGUAUGAAAUCGAUUCUCUUUUUUUGAAAAAUUAGAUUUUCUUACAGAUUAGAAAACGGAGUGCAGUGAGUCCUAUAAGCAACUAGAAGUGGCCACAGUUCUGAAGAACUGCCUCCUUAAAGGUUUUCUGGUCUGGGUCCUAAUUUUAUGAGAGAAAGCAUGCCCAGAGAGAGGAAGAGACUCGCCCAAACUCACACAGAAGCUAACUCAUUGACAACAACUGUCACCUGUCCUUAGGCACUAUGCGUCAUCCAUACCAUUGCACAGCACGAAGCUGCCCUGAGCUGGCAGCUGCUUCCUUCCGCUAAACUUCCCACUUUCCUUCACUGAAAUAUGCAAGAAAACAAAACAAAUAGAGACCAUUUCUCUGUGGACUCGGAUGGGCCCAGAGAUAUGGACGUUCAUCAGAAUGCUGCUUUUGCCAAAUGAAUGUUUCUAGAAUGGGGGUGGAGCGAGCACAGAACUGUCUUCAGACUACGGUCGUCAAGGUGGUGAAACUGUGUAACACCCCCACCCUGUGUGUUUGAUGGUUUUAAUGUUGUUUUCUUCUCAUGAGCUCUGCCUUCCUGCUGUUCUUGUCCUAGCCACUAUCAUGGAAAAUUAGCCAGUUAGUGAGUGACUUUGUAUCUGUUGGAGGAAGCAUCGCACACCACGUGCUGGCUAGGCUGAGCAAAACUGUCGAUCUUUGUCACCCUCUAAACAGGAGCUACAGGAUAGACAGCGUGCUGCAUUUAUUCCCUUCUUCUGAGAGCAUUUUGCUGCUGAGCCUCAUCCCAUGCCUGCUUUCUGUGACCCCCUACCCUGCCCACUCACACAAUGCAAUGGGAAAGUCAUAGCAAUAGAUGUAGGUCAAGGCCAUAAUCUUAGGGUUCAAGCUACUGGAGUCACAGGAAGGGCUGGGUGGAUUUACCUGGGUCUACCAUUAGAAAUCACUAUCCCAGAAGAAAAGGGAGUACAUGUCCUAUUGGCCUUUAUCUGCUGACUGCCUAGCUGUAUCGCUUUGCUGAAGCUGAGGCCAACACACAAACAAAAAAAGAAAGAAGACCAGAAUAAAUGCUUAAAGACCCAUAAAACACCUUUAGAUGAAAUAAUUCAGGAUGAUCUAGCGUUUGUGUUGUGGGGGUUGCCUGGCUUUCUCACCGCUGCACACACUAGAUACGUGGUUAGAUUUGGACAUUCUGUGCUUUGUGGGACAUGGGACUUCCAGGGGUAUUUCUUCAGUACCAUCUUUCUGCGUGGUCUGUGAGGAGCUGGUGUGUGUUCUUGUUAGUGUGUGUCUUGUAACCUUCAGCUGCACAUCGCUGACUCAGACCCACCUCUUUGAGCUUCCAGUUGUGUGUCGCAGGGGGUUUAAAGUAGCCAUGCAUGGGUUUGACAUCAGUGAAUAUUUAGCCAGCUGGCUAAGACAGGAAAAGAAGAAGCUGUUUCUUUCCUUAUGUAAUAAUGAAAAGCAAUAAUUACAAGUAUGUAACAAUACACAAAGGCCAUAAUUAGUCUCUUCCAGUGUUCAGGAUGCGCUAGAGAAUUCUGUAGUCAUUUGGAGUAUGUUGGACCCAUUAGUAUGUCCUAUAGCACCCUUCAAAUACCUGAGUUGCUCCUAUUUAACAAUUUUUUGAGCCCAUACUACUGCAUUUUGGGAGUGACAGAUGUGUCUGGAAAUGGGGAGGGUUCUUGAAAAGCACUGUACCAGAGACCAUGUUGUACAUUUGUCUGUUAUAAACAGGCUGGUUUGUAAAAGAUGUAUGUUUUUGGUGUUUAAAAUGUUUAUAAAAUUGUAUAUAGGUGGUUUCAAUUUUCCAGGCGUUUGUAGAUACAGUAUUUGAUGCCUAGCCGGAUGCUUUAAUUUGGAGGGUCGAAUAGAAUUCUUAGUCAUCCACAUUGUUGUUCUACAAACUUUUGGGGUACACCCACAACAAAGAGGACUUUAGAUUUGAAAAUGAUGGUUUUUAUUCAUUUUGAAGUGUAAUGUGUCUUUUCUUUGCUUCCAUGACUUUCAUUUAACUCUGUUUUCUAAAGAAAAGUGUUUCGAUCGACUUCUUUUUAAAAUGAAUGAGUUUUGCCCAGGUUUUAAACAUGCCACCUUCAUGCCAUUUCCUAGUCGGAGGGAGCUGUCAUUGCUUCACACAACGCACACUCACCUCACCUCACACACACAUCACAAGCAAACUUAUGCAAAGGGGAAAGUGACUAACACAGCAUUGGAGCUGUCCCUUAGAUGAAUGCAUUAUUUCUACAGAUACUGCUGUUGGCGGUAUUCAGUCUUGUGUUCUUUUCUUUAAAAAAGAAAAAAGAAAAAGAAAGAAAAAAGAAAAGAAAUGGAAUAAAAACAAAAUGAAAUAAAAAGACAGACACAAAAAAAUUU
This is a messenger RNA of Apodemus sylvaticus (European woodmouse), 14875 nucleotides long. RefSeq names its product protocadherin Fat 3. Gene Ontology annotation, molecular function: calcium ion binding. The record is from RefSeq and is a predicted model, not a curated record. Gene Ontology annotation, cellular component: plasma membrane. Lineage: Eukaryota; Metazoa; Chordata; Mammalia; Rodentia; Muridae. The transcript is spliced from 26 exons. Gene Ontology annotation, biological process: homophilic cell-cell adhesion. The coding region runs from base 1 to 10188 and encodes 3395 amino acids.